UUGGAAAAAAGGUAUAAAUACCGCAUUUACGCCAGUCUACGCAGAGCUCUUGGGAAGAAAGGAGAGACAACAAGUACUGCUGAAUAACUUCACUCGAGAUAACAUCUUUCGGUUUGUCUCAUCGUUUUGAACAUGUUGUCCGAAAAGUCACUUGUCGUGGUUCUAGUUGCUACCGUCGUUGUUUCCAGUGUUCACUCACUUCCAAUGUGGAAAGAGAAUUUCAGAGUGUCCAUCAAUGAAACAGGCACCGAAUUCAGCGAAGAUGUGGAGAUCGACAUGAUUAAACAGCAAGUGAGAGUACACGUUCCUGCCCACAAUGCCUUGCAAGAAACGGCGUCACUUCAUGACUUUAAGAAUGGUCACUCCAUAACAUGCUACAUCAGAGACGGCUAUUGCGUUCUGCGCAGUGGACAAGAAGGCUUGGAUUACACCUUAAGCUCCUUGAAAUGGGGACUUGAGACCUUGCAGGUAAUCUAUUCUUCCUCUUUCCCUCUUUGA
Messenger RNA from Lingula anatina, 498 nucleotides. RefSeq lists its product as uncharacterized. The record is from RefSeq and is a predicted model, not a curated record. Lineage: Eukaryota; Metazoa; Brachiopoda; Lingulata; Lingulida; Lingulidae.